AUGGACGCACAGCUCAGAGCCCCCGGCGGUCAGGGACCGCAGCUCCUGGACAUCAGCGCCAACGCUCCCCCGUCUGAAGCCAAAGGUGGGGAGGAGGAGGAGGAGGAGGAGGGGGGGAGCAGCCGGCAGGGGAAGCCGCCGUACUCCUACGUGGCUCUCAUCGCCAUGGCCAUCAAGGACAGCCGCGACAGGCGACAGACGCUCAGCGGGAUAUACGACUACAUCAUCUCCAAGUUCCCUUACUACGAGAAGAACAAGAAAGGCUGGCAAAAUAGCAUAAGACACAAUUUGUCUCUCAACGAGUGCUUUGUCAAAAUGCCCCGGGACACCGCGGGGGACAGGAAGGGCAACUACUGGACGCUGGACCCCGCUUUCGAGGAUAUGUUUGACAAGGGGAACUACCGGCGGCGGAGGAGGGUGCGGAGACCCUUCGGACCGCAGAGCGUGCCGUGUCUGACCGGGAACGCGGUGGACUACCCGGGGCCGCUCUACCUGCAGCCCUACGUGAGCGGCUCCUGGGGUCUGUCGCAGCCGGCCGCCUACCCGACACCGCACGUCAUCCCCGGGCACCCACGCAGCGCGUCCCCGAGCGGCCCGAUGACCUCCUACUGCUCGCCCCCCCACUUCCAGCACGCUCCCUACGGCGCGUACCACCGCCACCCGGCCGUGCUGGUGCCGCACAACGCGUGUCCCUACGGCGCGGUGCCUCCGCCCGUGAGCCCCGGCGGAGGCACCGUGUCAGUGGCGUGCAACUACCAGCAGGUCUCGAGCUACGGGAGGCACGCGGAGCAUUUGCGAGUUUAUUCGUAUGAUCAAUAG
Messenger RNA from Pungitius pungitius (ninespine stickleback), 819 nucleotides. It is a transcript of the gene foxl2l, whose product is annotated as forkhead box L2-like. The record is from RefSeq and is a predicted model, not a curated record. Gene Ontology annotation, biological process: regulation of transcription by RNA polymerase II; cell differentiation; anatomical structure morphogenesis. NCBI's taxonomy places the organism in Eukaryota, Metazoa, Chordata, Actinopteri, Perciformes, Gasterosteidae. Bases 1 to 819 code for a protein of 272 amino acids. Gene Ontology annotation, molecular function: DNA-binding transcription factor activity, RNA polymerase II-specific; RNA polymerase II cis-regulatory region sequence-specific DNA binding. The transcript has a single exon.